AUGAUUCAAGGUUUGACUAAAGAACUGUUACGUUUUUUUACUAGGGAACAGGAGGAAAAACCCAAUAAGAUGAAUGAAAGACAUUAUAAAACAAGAAGUACUAACAUAAUAAAUGAAAAAAAAAUAAAUAAUGAAGAGACAAAAGAUAAUGCAACAAAACAAAUUGAACAUGUGAAGAACAUCCCAUAUGAACGUACAGAAACUGUUGCAUAUGAUUCAAAUAAUGAAAACAGUAAAAUAGAAACAAAUCAAAAAAUAGGCAAUAAUGAAUAUGGAAAUUCUUCGACUCAUAAAACAAGUUAUGAGUUAGAAAAAAAAAAAACUUACAAUGAUAAUAUAUGGAAUUCAUAUGAAAGAUUGCCAACUAAUCAAUUUUUUAGUAAUAGCAUUGAAAAUAGCAAUUUGAAUAAUAGUAUUGAUUAUGACUCAUAUAAUAGACAAGAUACUAAUGCUUAUAAUACACAAAUUUUUGAUAAAAAAAAAAGUGAAAUAGAAUUAAAUACGAACAUCAAAAGCGAUCAAGCAUUAGUAAAGGAUGGGAUAAAAAAGGGAAUCACGCACACAUACAAUAAUGUGAAAGCUACCCAAAAUGAUUUACAUUUAAUAAAGAAAAAUAUAAACCCUAUAUCAUCAGAUAAUGAAUCAAAAUGUAAUAAAAUACCCAUUGGGAAUGAUCAAAAUUAUAAUGAGGAUCCUAAAAAAAUGAAAAUCUUCAACAAUUUGAAUUCUUUAACUGAAUCGAUAAAUGAUAUACAAAAGGGACCUAAAACUUGCAAUGAUCAAACUAAUGAGGCAAAUUCUAAGAAAAUUAUAAAACCAAAUGAUAAACCAAUGACCGAAUUAAACAAAUCAACAUGUGAUGGAGUAACGAUACUUUUUAAAGGUGAUAGACGAUUUUUUAAUUUUAAUAUACCACAGAAUGAAAUGAUCGAAAAAAAUGAUAUUGAAAUUAUGGAAUUUAUAAGUGAAGGAAGUUUUGGAGCUAUUUACAAAGCUAUGUGGAAUAAUCAAAUAAUUGCUUUAAAAAAAUUUAACCCAUCUAUGACUUUAGAGGGUAUGAGGUCUAUAGCUCGAGAGAUUAAUGCAUACAGAUCUAUUUCACAUAAAUAUAUUGUUAAAUACUAUGGAGUAUGUAUAGACAGUGAUUUUAUUGGAAUAAUUUUAGAAUAUUUUAAUAAAGGGAAUGUAUUUGAUACUUUGCACAGAGGCGGGUUCAAUUUAUCUUAUGAAAUGCGACUAAGAAUAUGUACUCAGUUGGCAGAAGCAAUGAAGUAUCUUCAUGAGGAAAAGAAAUUGGUACAUCGCGAUUUAAAAACUAGUAAUAUUUUGUUUGAUAAUGAGUAUAACAUAAAAGUAUGCGACUUUGGGAAAACUAUGAAGCUAUCAGAUAAAGGGACGGUUAUAUUAGAAGAUAAUGGAGGAUCACUAGGAUACAUGGCUCCAGAAUGUUUCAUUGAAGGAAAUGCAAUAACUGAAAAGUCUGACAUGUGGGGUCUUUCCUGUUGUUUUAUCGAAAUAUUUUCUAAUCAAGUCCCAUUUCAAAAUAUAAAAGAAAAAGAAGAUAUCGUUGUAGAAAUUUUAGUAAAUAAAAAAAAACCAAACAUUCCCACAUGGUUUAACCCAGAGUUUACUGAAAUACUCAAACGAAGUUUUAGCACUACCCCAUCAAAACGCCCAUCAUGCCAAGAGUAUUUAAAUUUAAUGCUGAAAUACACGCCAAAAACUGAUGCAAAACAUUGUGAAAUAUAA
Messenger RNA from Plasmodium vinckei vinckei, 1749 nucleotides. Its product is annotated as protein kinase, putative. The record is from RefSeq and is a predicted model, not a curated record. Gene Ontology annotation, biological process: protein phosphorylation. The transcript has 7 exons. NCBI's taxonomy places the organism in Eukaryota, Apicomplexa, Aconoidasida, Haemosporida, Plasmodiidae. Gene Ontology annotation, molecular function: ATP binding; protein kinase activity. The coding region runs from base 1 to 1749 and encodes 582 amino acids.